CAGGACCAGAACUUUCCCUAGCAGACCUUGAGGCUUUUCAUCUCUACCACUCACCCAUAUGCCUGAUGCAGGGUGGCCAAGCCCCCAUGGAGGCUGGGUAUGUGGAGGAUGGCCCAGGACCCAGGACCUUCAGAGCAGAGCUGGGAGACUCACCGCAGAGGCCUGAUGCCCAGCAACGACCCUUCUCUUGGACAGGACGCUGGUGUUCCACGCGGUGUGGCUGUGUGGUGCUGGGAGCGCUGGGGCUGUUGGCUGGUGUGAGUGUCGGCUCAUGGCUUCUAGGGCUCUAUCUGUGGCCAGCUGCCUCUCAGCCCACUCCCGGGACCUUGCAGGAGGAGGAGAUGACUUUGAGCUGUUCAGAGGCCCCUGGAGAGGAAGCCCUGCUCCCCUCGCUUCCCAGAACAGUCUCUUUCAGAAUAAACACUGAGGACUUCUUGCUGGAAGUACAAGUGAGGGCCCGGCCAGGCUGGCUCCUGGCCUGCCACGAGGGCUGGAGCUCUGCCCUGGGGGUGCGGAUCUGCCGGAGCCUUGGGCAUCUCAGACUCACUCACCACAAAGGAGUGAACCUAUCUGAUAUCAAGCUCAACAGCUCCCAGGAGUUUGCUCAGCUUUCUCCUAGACUGGGAGGCCUCCUGGAGGAGAGGUGGCAGCCCAGGGACAACUGUACUUCUGGCCAAAUCAUUUCACUCAAGUGCUCUGAGUGUGGGGCAAGGCCUCUGGCUUCCCGGAUAGUUGGUGGGCAGGCCGUGGCUCCUGGGCGCUGGCCCUGGCAGGCCAGUGUGGCCCUGGGCUCCCGGCACACGUGCGGGGGCUCGGUGCUGGCACCGCACUGGGUGGUGACCGCUGCGCACUGCAUGCACAGUUUCAGGCUAUCCCGCCUGUCCAGCUGGCGGGUCCACACAGGGCUGGUCAGCCACAGCGUGGUCAGGCCACACCAGGGGGCUGUGGUGGAGAAGAUCAUCCCCCACCCUCUCUACAGCGCCCAGAGUCAUGACUACGAUGUGGCCCUCCUGCGGCUCCGGACUCCGCUCACUUUCUCAGACACUGUGGGUGCUGUGUGCCUGCCGGCUGAGGAGCAAGAUUUUCCGAGGGGCUCGCAGUGCUGGGUGUCUGGCUGGGGCCACACCGACCCCAGCCACACCCACAGCUCGGACACGCUGCAGGACACGGUGGUGCCACUGCUUAGCACCCAGCUCUGCAACAGCUCUUGCAUGUACAGUGGGGCUCUCACCCCCCGCAUGCUAUGUGCCGGCUACCUGGACGGGAGGGCUGAUGCCUGCCAGGGGGAUAGUGGGGGCCCCCUCGUGUGCCCAGACGGAGGCAUGUGGCGCCUUGUGGGGGUGGUCAGCUGGGGCCGAGGCUGCGCAGAGCCCAAGCACCCCGGCGUCUACGCCAACGUUGCUGAGUUUUUGGACUGGAUCCACGACACGGCACGGAUGGAGGAGGAGCAGCAGACCCCGACACAGAAGGCAUGGAUUUCCCAACACUGCACUGGAGACAGUUACCACCCACCGGCCAGCGUCCGUCUGGGCUCUACAGCCUCCCCCUUGGUCCCUGAUUUCUGGAGUCUCUAUCUCACCAGAGAGCUCUGA
This is a messenger RNA of Pteronotus mesoamericanus, 1592 nucleotides long. RefSeq names its product transmembrane serine protease 5 (gene TMPRSS5). The transcript is spliced from 13 exons. The record is from RefSeq and is a predicted model, not a curated record. Gene Ontology annotation, biological process: proteolysis. The coding region runs from base 66 to 1592 and encodes 508 amino acids. Gene Ontology annotation, molecular function: serine-type endopeptidase activity. Gene Ontology annotation, cellular component: membrane. NCBI's taxonomy places the organism in Eukaryota, Metazoa, Chordata, Mammalia, Chiroptera, Mormoopidae.